GUUGCCCCUCAGUGGACAGAAAUGACAGCUGGAGCACCGCAGCCAUUAGCCAAACACUAGCCUACCGGAGUUUUACGACGGUCUGUGCACAGCUGAUGCUGCGUAAUUACCACUAAUCCUUCUGUGGUUUACAGCUGUAUGCUGCAUCUCGCUUAUCCUACGCUGAAUCCUAAAAAACAGGCAGCCUGCGUAUUUAUUCUGCAAAUUCACGAUGGUGUCGCUGCCGGACUACAGUGAAAAAUGGCCCAUAACAUCCACCGUACCCGUACAGUAAUAAUAUGCAGUAGGCUACAUAUGCACAGGCGAAAAUGGGAUGCAUCAGGGCUUAUGUGCAGAAAAUAAGACGCAGGAUAAAGCUGGACCGGCUCAGAGAGCUGGGCCGACAGUAUCCAGUCUUCUGCUUUCUGCUGCUGGUCCUGCUGCUAUCCACUGUUCUUUUAAACAGAUAUAUUCAGAUUAUAAUGGUGUUUUGGUCCUUCCUGGCUGGAGUUGUCACUUUUUACUGCUCUUUGGGGCCCGAGUCUUUGCUGCCCAACAUCUUAGUCUCCAUCAAACCAAAGACCAAGUCAUACCAGCAGGAGCUGUUUCCACUGGGGCACAGCUGUGCUGUUUGUGGAAAAAUCAAAUGCAAAAGGCACAGACCGACCCUAUUACUGGAAAACUAUCAGCCAUGGCUUGACCUGAAAGUUCCCUCAAAGGUUGAUGCUUCUCUUUCAGAGAUUCUGGAACUUGUUCUGGAAAAUUUUGUGUAUCCUUGGUAUAGAGACGUAACGGAUGAUGAGGCGUUUGUUGACGAGCUGAGAGUGACUUUGCGUUUCUUUGCAGCCGUGUUAGUCCGCCGAACUCAGAAGGUGGACGUGGCAUCCCUCAUCACACAAAAGCUUCUUAAAGUUUCCAUGAAGCACAUCGAAAUAAUAAGCAAAGCCAGGCAGAAAGUAAAGAACACAGAAUAUCUCCAACAAGCUGCCCUGGAGGAAUACGGUCCUGACCUUCAUGUAGCACUUCGCGGUCGCAGAGAUGAGCUUCUCUACCUCAGGAAGCUGACUGAGAUGCUUUUUCCCUACAUCCUGCCACCCAAGGCUACAGACUGCAGAUCUCUUACUCUCCUAAUAAGAGAAGUCUUGGCUGGUUCUGUCUUCCUUCCUUCAAUGGACUACUUGGCUGAUCCUGACACAGUGAAUCAUUUACUUUUGAUAUUCAUCGACAAAUCCCCUCCUGAGGAAGCCACUGAGCCCGCUUCAACAUUGGUUCCUUUCCUGCAAAAGUACUCUGAUACUCGCAACAAAAAGCCCUCAGUGCUAAAGCUUGAGUUGAAGGAAAUCAGAGAACAGCAAGACCUUCUCUUUCGGUUCAUGAACUUCUUGAAGCAAGAGGGGGCUGUCCAUGUGCUCCAGUUCUGCCUUGCAGUCGAGGAAUUCAACGAUAGGAUACUGUGCCCAGAGCUGUCAGACUCAGAGAAGAUGAUGCUUCACGAGGAGGUGAAGAAGAUCUAUGAGACUUACUGUUUGGACGAGAGUGUUGACAAGAUCCUCUUCGACCCCUUUAUCGUAGAAGAAAUACGCAACAUUGCAGAGGGCCCACAUGCAGAGGUGGUGAAACUGCAGACCAUGAGGUGUUUGUUUGAAGCCUAUGAGCAUGUACUGUCCCUCCUGGAGAAUGUUUUCACCCCCAUGUUCUGUCACAGUGAUGAGUAUUUUCGCCAGCUUCUGCGAGGGGCCGAGUCCCCUGCCAGGAAUUCCAAGAUGAGCAGAAAUAGCCUCAGUUUGGAUGACAUUCGGAACACGUCAAAGAGGGGCGAGUCCUUUGGGAUCAGCCGCAUUGGCAGUAAGAUCAAAGGAGUGUUCAAGAGCACAACCAUGGAGGGAGCCAUGCUGCCAUCCUACGGGCUGGUAGAGGGAGAGGAUGAUAUGGUGGAGGAGGCCAUGAUGGUGCUGGAGGAUGAUUCCCCCAUGGAGGUAGCCUCUACCCCCAGCACGCCAAGAAACCUCUCAGCCUGGAACAUCACCAUCCCUUACAUUGAUUUCUAUGACGACGAUGUGAAGAGGGAGAGGAUUCCUGUGUUCUGUAUUGAUGUGGAGCGCAACGACAGGAAGGCAGUGGGACACGAGACUGAGCACUGGUCUGUAUACAGAAGAUAUCUGGAGUUCUAUGUGCUUGAAUCAAAGCUCACUGAGUUUCAUGGCUCAUUUCCAGACGCACAGUUGCCUUCGAAGAGAAUUAUUGGCCCCAAGAAUUAUGAGUUCCUCACAUCGAAACGGGAAGAGUUCCAGGAGUACCUCCAGAAACUUCUCCAGCAUCCAGAGCUGAGCAACAGUCAGCUCCUUGCCGACUUCCUGUCUCCACAUAGUAUGGAGUCCCAGUUCCUGGACAAGAUGUUGCCUGACGUGAACCUGGGGAAAAUCAUUAAGUCAGUUCCCAGCAAACUGAUAAAAGAGAAAGGGCAGCAUCUGGAGCCUUUCAUCCAGUCUUUCUUCAACUCCUGUGAAUCUCCCAAACCCAAACCCAGCCGCCCUGAGCUCACUAUCCUCAGCCCUACCUCAGAAAAUGAUAAAAAGCUUUUCAACGACCUCUUCAAAAACAAUGCCAACCGAUCAGAAAUGACGGAGAAGAGACACAAUCAGAACUACUUCAUGGAAAUGAUCACUGUUGAAGGGGUUUAUGACUACUUAAUGUAUGUGGGCCGAGUCAUCUUCCACAUCCCUGACUGGCUGCACCACCUGCUAAUGGGUGGCAGGAUCCUGUUCAAGAACACCCUGGAGGCCUACACAGAUUACUAUCUACAGUACAAACUGAACCAGGUGGUCCAGGAGCAUCGGCUAGUCUCACUCAUCACCCUGCUUAGAGACACAGUUUUCUGUGAGAGUAGUCCACCCCGCUCGACUCAAGACAAACAGAGGAGAGCAAAGAAGACUUUCGAAGAGAUGAUGAGCUACAUUCCAGACUUUCUAGGUAAAUGUAUUGGCGAAGAGGCCAAGUAUGAGGGAGUACGUCUCCUCUUCGAUGGCUUGCAACAGCCAGUUCUCAACAAACAGCUGACAUAUGUGCUCCUUGACAUCGCCAUUCAAGAACUUUUUCCUGAGCUAAACAAGCAGGUACAGAAGGAGACGUCUGUGAUGGCUCCAUGGAUGUAAAAUGAGCAGCUCAAUGGACACGAUCAGACAUGUUUGUCACGCAUUAAUUCACCCUACACUACUGCAAAAGGCUUUUGUUGCUCAGCUUACCUAAAACUAACAUGAAGAUCACAUGUACAGUAUCUGGGAACACGAGGCUUCCCCUGCUGUAUAUGCCAUUUACUUUGUAAAAAUAAAAUUAUGUAAAUAAAUGAUAGAUCAGUGUGUGUGUGUAAUUAUUCCUAAAUAUAAAAGCAAACGGUGUAAAAGUAUACAUCUGUUUGACAUCUGCAGGUGGUUGUAGCAGUAGUUAGUAAAACUUUAAAUGUAUGACUUUUUCUAUUUAACACUUAGAUAUUGUUAUUUUUAUUAAGUAUUUCAUCAACUGCUGUGAAUCUCCUGCUGAAAAGUCUCACCUAAUGUUAAAGGCUGGAACAACCCUCGCUGGAAGAGUUAUCAGGAAAACUCAGUCCACACAAAGUGUUUUUCUGGGUUUUUUUUUGUUUUUUUUAUCAAAUACACCACUUCACCAUUUGUAGUCUCCAAAACUAUCUGUUAAGCCCCAUGUACCCUGAGGUGGUUGACUCUUAUGGCUAAUUCAGUGCUUCAUUUUUGAGUGACAGGGAGGAGGGGGGACAACUCAACUUGCUCUAUGACAACUAUAGAAGCUAAAGAUGGUAAAGACGAUGCCACAUCCAAACUUAGCAGGAGAAAGUCUGAAUGAAGCUCUCUGUCUCAUUGCGUCUCUGAAAGUUCUACAUCCUGAUUGGCUGGCUGCUGCUCGUUUCUGUAAACAAACGACAUUUCUUAAUUAUGGCGUCGUUAUUAUGUCCCACCACCAUGGGACAUGGUAAGCAGGACAUUAUGUUGUCAUUCUUGUGAACACGAUAACUCAAGAACACAUAGUAGAAACUUAACAGGUA
This is a messenger RNA of Seriola dumerili (greater amberjack), 4033 nucleotides long. It is a transcript of the gene snx14, whose product is annotated as sorting nexin 14. Gene Ontology annotation, molecular function: phosphatidylinositol-3,5-bisphosphate binding. Gene Ontology annotation, biological process: autophagosome maturation. Gene Ontology annotation, cellular component: late endosome. The record is from RefSeq and is a predicted model, not a curated record. The transcript has 30 exons. Lineage: Eukaryota; Metazoa; Chordata; Actinopteri; Carangiformes; Carangidae. Bases 309 to 3131 code for a protein of 940 amino acids.